AUGAGCCGUACCCACUCCCACACAGCAUCCGCGAGUCGCAUUAACCGACGGAAAAGCUCGACCUUUUCCCGCGCUGCCCUUGCAUCCCUCCAAGACGCCGCGGUCCACCAGUCCAUGGUAGGCAGCCUUCCUGCCACGUCCGAGCUGAGCAGCAGUAGUGCUGUCGUCGACGGACCUUCUCUGUCUUCGUUUCAGGGAAUGGACAAGAAGUUAAAGAUGCGUCGAGCGAGCGAUGGUACACACUUGUUGUCGAAAAAGGAAAAGGCGGCCUCGGGAGAGCUCAAGUGCGAGCAUUGUGGGAAAGCAUAUAAGCAUGGCAGCUGCUUGACAAAACACUUGUGGGAACACACCCCAGAAUGGCAGCUCACCUCAAAGUUGCUUAUUUCGAAACAUCAGCAAGUCCAGCUUCUCGAGGCAGCUUCUGUACUGGUGGCUAUGAACCAGGAUGGUCCGGACAGUGACAACUCGUCUUCACCAGCCGCUUCUGGUUCCUCGGACAUGAGGGACGAGGAUUUGAGCUCCACCGAAACAACACCACCUCCACAAGGCGACAAUGGCUACCGGGACAGCAGCAGCAAGAGGUUCAGCAACAACAGCAGCAUCUUUUCGCGUUCCUACCAGUCGGCAUUCUCAGAAAGCGUGCCAGAACACGGCUUCUCCCACAACCGGCACUGGAGCACAUCCAGCGGGCGACCUCUCACCGCAGGCUCCAAUUUUGGAGAGAGCUAUACCGGAAACGAGGAUGCACAAGAUCUCGCUGCCGCUGUUGGUCUUCUCAGCUGUAGCUACGGCACACCUAAGAGUGCGCCUUCAGCUCUGCCAAUGGACGCUCCUCCAGUCCCACCGCUUCCCGCGAAGUAUCAGACAGGAUACUCCAACUUCCGCGGGCAAGGCAACGACGUUGAUAUGGAGGACGAGAUCAGCUCGGACGACGAACCUCAUCAUCCGCGGAACGACGACGUCGACGACGGCAUGUUCGGGAAGAUGGACGCAUGAUGCCGACGAUCCUCCGUCACUUUUGCUACUUUGAUCUUUUGUCGAUGAAUCAUCUCGCUUUAUUCUGCGUGCACCAAACUACGAAAAAACAUGUCAUAACGAAACGCGCUUGCCAUAUCUUUGCAUUUUCACCGCGCGGGACGACACUGGAGGGGAGCAGGCAUCGAGGAAUCACCCUCAACAACCAUCACAGACUGG
Messenger RNA from Zymoseptoria tritici IPO323, 1194 nucleotides. RefSeq lists its product as uncharacterized. The record is from RefSeq and is a predicted model, not a curated record. The coding region runs from base 1 to 996 and encodes 331 amino acids. NCBI's taxonomy places the organism in Eukaryota, Fungi, Ascomycota, Dothideomycetes, Mycosphaerellales, Mycosphaerellaceae. The transcript has a single exon.